AUGGCUCUCUACAAGCACAAGCCUCUUUCACCUGGACGCUGCACCCGGGUGUUACUGUUGCACCCGAACAAGGACCGCACAGCGCCCAUCCAGAUCAGCCUACUGGAGACAGCAUUGCCCGAAGACAAGGAAGAACGUGCUAUGUAUGAAGCUUUGUCCUAUGUCUGGGGUGCAAAGACAGGUGAUCAGAAGAUCGACUGUGACGGGUCUCCCUUGCUUGUCACGGCCAAUUGUCUCGCUGCUCUUCAAAGACUGCGUCUCGACGACACCCCUCGGAGCCUGUGGAUCGAUGCCAUCUGUAUCGACCAGGGCGCCGGAACAGAGAAGAAUCACCAGCUCAAGCUCAUGGGAGACAUCUAUUCCCGGGCGCAGAGGACGCUGGUCUGGCUCGGCCAAGACAAUGGUCUCGUCGCCCAGCUUUUCCGCCAACUCUCGCGGCCGGAAGAAGGCGGCGUGACGGCAGCAUCGCUACAAACCGUGCUCAGCAACCCAUGGUUCAGCCGCGCCUGGACGCUCCAAGAGCUCUGUUAUGGGCGGGAUGUCCUCAUGAUCUACGGCGAGACCGCAGUGUCGUGGGCCGCGUUUGUCGACCGCCUUGACUGGCGGAAACAUCAAGACAAACAGGUUCCAGCGGCGUUGUACACACCCUUUGUCAAGACCACGAGUUUCUAUGGCCUGUUCCAGAUAAUGAGCGAUCCCAGCAAGAUGACGGAGCGGUUCGCACAGGACGGCAUCGGCUUAAUGGGCCCGUUGGUGUUUUCAUUCGUCAGAGACCGCAAGGCCACCGAGGCCCAAGACAAGAUCUACGCGUUCCACCGUCUCCUGGUCGACAUCGGCUUUCGCCUUCCGAAUCCAGACGUGGCCAAACCGGUACCUGAGCUCUACGAGGAGGUGACAUUCAUCCUCGUCCAGCAGUCGCGGUCGCUCAAGCUCUUGGAGUCUGUGGCGAGCAAGACGCGAAUGGACAACCUGCCCUCCUGGGUGCCGGACUAUAGCCAGGAAUCCUGGCCUCCCGGCAGCGUCGACCAAGGCCGAGGAGCAGGAGGAGGAGGCUUCCCUACCUUCCCCGGCAACUGGACGUUGGCGCCCCGGACGCCAGGCCGGCUCAAGCUGAAAGGACUACCGUUCAGUACGGUGCGUGCCGUCGGAGCGAGGAUGCCGGACGUCGACGAAGCCUUGUCGGACCCUCGGGCCGCACAUUCGCUGGCCAUCCGCAUCCUCGAGACGAUAUACAGGUGGAUGAGCCUCGUGCAGAACCUCGACAUACCGCUGGCCUUUGACGCCGCGGCCGACGACUAUUCCCACGCCCACCCGGACUCUUACCCUCUGCUGGCCACGGAGAUGGCCAUCUCGUACCCGGACCCGCGCUGCUCGGUGCGCAUUGUGAUGCUGGCCCGUCUGGUCCUACCCCUGCCCGAGCCCGACGUGGACGCCGGUGCCCCGGACAUGUCGGCGUACCUCGAGUACCUGCAGCUCUUGCACGCCGCGCACCAGCUGUGGCACUGGCUGCAGCUCAUGUUCGACCAGGACCGGCGCGCACAGGUCAUGCGGGCGUACCCCGACCAGAGCGUCGCGAGGAGGUGGGCCGCGGCCUCGCCCGCGGAGGUGUACCGCGACCUCGUCGACCACGAUCGGCGCGCGAGGCCCAUGGCCGAAAGGAUGAUCGCGUCGCUGUCGAACAGCUUUUUCGCGCGUCAUCGCGAGGAGAUGCUGCUGAUUACGCACAACGGCGCGCUGGGUGUGUCGGCGGGCAACGUCGAGCCGGGAGACAUGGUCGUGCUUUUCCCCGGCGCUUCUCUGCCGUUCGUCGUGAGACCUGUCGCUGACGACGUAGGCCCGCGCGGCGGCGGUGGUGACGACGGCGAGGACAAAGCCCGCUUGGUCGGGACAACCUACAUACCUGACUGUAUGGACUUGGAGUGGAAUGAUCCAAGUACCUGGGAAGACCCCCUGAUGGAUCUCACUCUGGUUUGA
This is a messenger RNA of Exophiala spinifera, 1974 nucleotides long. RefSeq lists its product as uncharacterized. The coding region runs from base 1 to 1974 and encodes 657 amino acids. The record is from RefSeq and is a predicted model, not a curated record. The transcript has a single exon. Lineage: Eukaryota; Fungi; Ascomycota; Eurotiomycetes; Chaetothyriales; Herpotrichiellaceae.